This is a messenger RNA of Rotaria sp. Silwood2, 933 nucleotides long. The record is from the annotation of a GenBank genome assembly. Lineage: Eukaryota; Metazoa; Rotifera; Eurotatoria; Philodinida; Philodinidae.
AUGAAGCAUUUUCAAGUUCUAUCAAUAUUAUGGUUCAUAAUAACAAUAGUUUCAUCAAUGACUAUAUCACCACAUGGUGGUUAUCUAUUUAUUGAUGAAGGAACAGAUUUUUAUAUUGAAUGUAUUGGUUAUAAUCCAAAAUGGAUUAUAGCGAAACGAUUGACAUCUGAUACAGCUCGAAUUUCGACACAAAUUAUUCAACUUAAUCGUAAAUCUAUUUUAACUAUUCAAGGAAUGGAUGUAUCACUUGCUGGUCCAUAUUUAUGUCAAACUAACCAAUCUGUAUCAACAAUUAUUCUUCAAUUGACAAAACGUAAAUUAGAUAUGAUGAAACAAAUUCGUUUUAUGGGUACGAAUACAAAUCAAACCGUUACAUAUGGUAAUGAUGUUCGAUUGAAUUGUUUUGCUCAAUAUUAUAGUGAAAAAGCAAUGGAUUCACCUUAUUUACCGAAAAUUCUUUGGUUUUUUGAACGACGACAAUUGCAUAAUAAUGAAAAUAAAUAUAUUCUUGGUAUAGAUAGUUUAAUUAUUCGAAAUUUUAAUUAUUAUGAUCAAGGUGUUUAUUAUUGUCGAGCUUUUAUAACAUUAAAAAAUAAACUUUUAAGUAAAAUUUAUCCUAUUUUUGUACAAUUACAAAAUUUGUCAUCUAUUAUCAAUGAUACAUCAUUAUCAUCAAUUGAAAAUAAACAUUGUGAUGGUUUUAGUGAAACAAUUAUAACAAAUAAUACUAUAUCGUAUUGUAAUGUAGAUGGUUAUAUAUCAAAUUAUACAUGUCCAAUAAAUCAAAUUUGGAAUGAAGAUUAUUCACAAUGUUCAUCACCAAUGGGUAUGCGCGGUAAUAUUUUUUUCUAUGAAAGUUAUCUAAAUUCGAUCAAUGGUGUUCCGAGGCCGUCAAGAUUGGAAGGGUUACUCCUCCGUUCGGAACAUCCUUGA